Messenger RNA from Diospyros lotus (date-plum), 1166 nucleotides. Its product is annotated as ADP-ribosylation factor-like protein 8a. Gene Ontology annotation, biological process: protein transport. Gene Ontology annotation, molecular function: GTPase activity; GTP binding. The record is from RefSeq and is a predicted model, not a curated record. Lineage: Eukaryota; Viridiplantae; Streptophyta; Magnoliopsida; Ericales; Ebenaceae. The transcript has 7 exons. The coding region runs from base 454 to 951 and encodes 165 amino acids.
GGAAAACAAAGAGAGGCGAAUGAAUUGAACCAUCAAGAGAGCAUCGAGUGGUGGUGGCGGCCACAUUCGCCAAAACGACGUGCGUAUCAAUGGGUUCUGUCGAUUGGCCCGCGCCUUCGUAAAAUUGCCCUCACGCACGCUCACGGGUGGGUAAAUCUCUCACUCGCCGAUCAAUUCACAGCACAGCAGCGAGGGAAAAGGUUUCCCCCAGAGAGAGAGAGAGAGAGAGAGAGAGAGAGAGAGAGAGACCUAGAGAUCUCCCUCUCUGGUGAAAGAUAGAGAUUCAUACUUCCAUAGAUUUCUCUCGUUCUUGAGUCCUCUCGCUGCCAAUGGGCAUUUGGGAAGCUUUUCUCAAUUGGCUUCGAAGGCGUCAGGGUAUAGGAAAUGGUGAUGGAUUUGUCGGAGUUUUGACACAGGCGUUUGGUUUCUGUUAGCCUUUUCUUCAAGCAAGAAAUGGAGCUUUCUUUAAUAGGGCUCCAAAAUGCUGGGAAAACUUCACUUGUAAAUGUUGUUGCUACUGGUGGAUAUAGUGAAGACAUGAUCCCUACAGUGGGGUUCAAUAUGAGGAAAGUUACAAAGGGGAAUGUUACAAUAAAGUUGUGGGAUCUUGGAGGUCAACCCAGAUUCCGCAGUAUGUGGGAGAGAUAUUGUCGCGCAGUUUCUGCAAUUGUUUAUGUUGUUGAUGCUGCUGAUCAUGAUAAUAUCAGCAUCUCAAGAAGCGAACUCCAUGAUCUGCUGGGGAAACCAUCGCUGAGCGGAAUUCCCUUGCUGGUGUUGGGUAACAAGAUCGACAAGCCGGGAGCCCUGACUAAGGAGGCCCUGACCGAUCAAAUGGGACUAAGAUCCAUCACUGAUAGAGAGGUAUGCUGCUUUAUGAUCUCUUGCAAAAACUCGACCAAUAUCGAUUCAGUUAUUGAUUGGCUUGUCAAGCAUUCGAAAUCAAAGAGCUGAGGAACAAGCUUCUAUUUGCCUCCCCCCUGUAUUUUGAGAUCUGUACUUUGCCAAAGUUUCUGAGACAUAAUUUGGAGUGCUUUGCUGGCGAGAUUUGUUUGUCCUUGGUUGGUUCCUAAUUAAUCUUCUGGCUGCUGUUUUCGUCUUUAUAGUUGCUGUCUACUGUAUAUUAACUAAAUCGUUUGUCUAGAUGAAAGUAUUCUUUGCAAUUUUCA